Molecule: messenger RNA, 408 nt
Organism: Adineta ricciae
Lineage: Eukaryota; Metazoa; Rotifera; Eurotatoria; Adinetida; Adinetidae
Source: the annotation of a GenBank genome assembly
AUGACGCAUCUAUUUCUAAAUGAAACAUUGCGAAAGAUGUUAGUAACAAAUGUCAAUCUACUCGUCCAACGAGGGAAAGGUAUUCUAGCAGCAGAUGAAAAUCCAUCGUCGAUAGUUAAACGAUUUCAGUCAAUUAACGUGGAAAACACCGCGGAACACCGUCGAAUCUAUCGACAGUUAUUAUUUACAACGCCUGACAUUCAACAAUAUCUAAGUGGAAUUCUUAUGCAUGAAGAAACAUUUAAUCAAAGUACGGAUAGUUCAAUACCAUUUCCAAUGGUACUUGUUCAGAACGGAAUACUCACUGGUAUUAAGCUCGAUCGAGGUUUAGAAUCAUUAACAAUAAAUACAAAUGAAACAACCACACUAGGUUUUGAUGACUUAGAAAAGCGAUGUGAAGAUUUGUAA